GGGAGAGAGAGAGAGAGAGAGAGAGAAGGAGAGAGAAGGAGAAGAGAGAGAGGGGUGCAUUUGUGCUAUUCCCGUCCCAUUCCCAUGCCCUUCCCAUGUCGUUCUCCGCUUUCACCUCCUUCGACCGUCUGGUGACCUCGGUCCGACCAGACUUGGACCGGUCGGGGGCGGUCUGGGACUACUGCGAGCCACACUUGGGUCUCAGCUCAGGCGCCGCACCACGGACGGCGCAUGGUGCCAUGUGCGCGUGGAGGGGCGACCUGCUGAGGAGAUAUAUGGAAGACCCAUUCUUCCUCAAGCAGGAUGGCACGCUGGACCUGACGAAGGUGCCCUUGAGGGACCGUCUAUCGGUGGAGGCGAUGCUGCAGUACCAGAAAGACCCUGAGCAUCAGUUCCUUGUGCCCACAUCUGAGGGACAGCAGUGGCAUGUUCCGCGUCUGCCCCACCACCGUGGAUGACGAACGACCGGAGCUGGCGGGCAUGGGCUGGAAUGCCUCACAUAGCUGGGACUUCUGCGGCGAACGCUUCGGGGAAGACAACUGGAAGCCUGCUACGACUGAGACCUCGGUACAUGAGGAGAUCAGUGAGCCGUUGCCGCCACCAGCGGCCCCGGAGCUCCCUGAGCGGGAGGCUGAGCCUCCAGAGGAGCUCCGUUUGGGAGACAUCGAAGAGCCCAUCGGCUAUAUGGUCCCACCGGUGCCUGCUGCGUCUGCACAGGAGUUGACUACCCAUCCGAGUGAUCAGAUGGAACUCCAAGCAGCACACGCUGCGCAGGCGUCCAUGCCGUGCAUUUGGUUGCCAUGGAGGACCAGCUGCGGCCACGGAGCCCGCCCUGCGCGGGGCUCGCGCCCGAGACGAAAGGCCCAAGCCUGGGCUGAUUUCCUGGUUUGUACCUCAUAAGGUGCGAGCCUGGCGAAGAGGAUGCUCCGUGCACAAAGCCCGGCGUGGCAAAGCACUGCUGGUUUGCACGUGGAGC
This is a messenger RNA of Durusdinium trenchii, 976 nucleotides long. The record is from the annotation of a GenBank genome assembly. Lineage: Eukaryota; Dinophyceae; Suessiales; Symbiodiniaceae.